Solanum verrucosum is the source of this 1656-nucleotide messenger RNA. RefSeq names its product F-box/FBD/LRR-repeat protein At1g13570-like. The transcript is spliced from 5 exons. Lineage: Eukaryota; Viridiplantae; Streptophyta; Magnoliopsida; Solanales; Solanaceae. The coding region runs from base 1 to 1656 and encodes 551 amino acids. Gene Ontology annotation, molecular function: protein binding. The record is from RefSeq and is a predicted model, not a curated record.
AUGAGUCGAGAUAGUAAAAGAGCUGUUUUUGAAGACGACAGAGGAGAUAGAAUCAGUAGUCUACCGAGUAACGCUAUAGAUUGUAUUCUUGAGUUCCUGCUUGUUCAAGAUGCAGCAAGAACUAGUAAUUUGUCAAAAAAGUGGAGAUAUAUUUGGGCCAUGCUUCCAAAUCUGAAGUUGGAUAAUCUCUUUUGCAAUAAAUUAGCAUCAAGAUCUCAAUAUGUAUUCAAACAAACAAUAGACAAGAUUCUCUUACAGCAUAUCGAAGACAUUGUGAAGUUUGAUCUUGAUCUAUCAGGAGUAGAGUUGAAUCCGUGUCCAGAUAUUGAUAGAUGGAUACUUUAUGCCACUAGAAAUGGUGUCAAGAAGCUAAAGCUUAAAAUGACGAAAGAUGAUUCUAAAAGAGUUGAUGCUGAUAUUGAAGAUAGAUUCAGUGCUCUACCAAGAAACCUUGUAGAUGAUAUUCUAAGGCUCUUACCCGUUCACGACGCAGCAAGAACUAGUAUUUUGUCAAAAAAUUGGAGAUAUAUUUGGGCCGCGCUUCCCAAUUUAAUGCUUGAUAAGACCUUUUGCAGUAAAUUAGCUGUAAAAUCUCAAUCUGUAUUGAAAGAAACAAUAGAUAUGAUUCUCUUACAACAUAUUGGAGAAACUGUGAAGUUUGAUCUUGAUGUUUCAGGAGUACAAUUGUGUUCAUAUGCCGAUAUCGAUAGAUGGAUGCUUUAUGUCACCAGAUAUGGUGUCAAGGAAUUAACCCUUUUCAUGUCAAAGAAUAUUAAUAGUACUUAUAAAGUGCCUUCUUAUAUAUUCAAUUGUCGAACCCUGACACAAUUGAAACUCUUCAAUUGCAUCUUCAAAUUACCAAAUUCUUUUCUUGGGUUUCAAACUCUUACCAUCCUUCAGUUGAAAGAAGUAACCUUCGCGCCUGCAAUAGAGUUUUAUGCUAUCAAAACGCCACUUCUUGUCGAAUUAAUCUUGACACAUUGUGAGGGCACUCAAUAUCUUAACAUUGAGUUCUCAUCAGGAUUGAAGUACUUGUUUGUUCGUGAGAGUCACUAUAAUCUUGACCUAAAUAGCAAUUACUUUAGGAACAUCAAAAAAUUGACAUACUUAUACCUUGUGAUUGAUAAUCCAAUACGUGUUGAUGAAAGAUUAACUUUGGAAAAGCUUCUUUUUAGUUCGCCUACACUUGAGACACUUACUUUGGGUACAGUCCCAAAGGGGCUUCAUUAUACACUCAACUGCUUGUGGCAUCUACAGUUAGGUGUAAACUUCAACAAAUUGGGUCAGACUUGUUACACUCUCGAUUUGAUUAAAAGUUUCCCCAAUUUGAGUAAACUUGAGAUUUGGGACAAUGCUUUCGGUGACCCUGAUGAAGCAGUUAUGAAAUAUCUAGACGCACCAUCAUGUUUGGACCAAACACUCAACAAGCUUGAAGAUGUUUCCAUCCAUAUUUUUAGGCGAUCCAAAGUUUUACUAUCUUUCAUAAAGUUAUUGUUUGCUCAUGCUCCAUCUUUGUCAAGGAUGAGCAUUAAGCCGAAAAAUGCUUCUAGUUCCAAAGAAGAAUUGAAUGUUGCUACAGAGUUGAUGCGUUUCCCCAGAGUAUCUCCUAAGGCAAAGCUAUUCUAUCAUCCAACAGUUGGAUUAAAUGCCGAAUGA